AUGGCUUCGCAGUAUACUCAAGUUACCCCUAUCGACCUGGAUAUCGGUUACUACGAUCUUGGAGCCUACAGCUGCAAGAUCAGUACCAACAGCAAAGCGACACAGGCUGCUUUUGACAAAAAAGACCUCGAGCAUAGUGUCAGGGCAUCUUUCCACAUCAGCAAAGAAGCCAAGGUGUACCUAAACUCAGCAGCCCCAUGGGAACAGGCUAUGGUGAAUGCCAUCCAGUUUCGCUUUCCCACGGAAGCCACUUCUACUGACGAUGAUUUCGCUGCGUGUAAUGUCUCCUACGCUGAUGCCAUGAGAGAUGUCUACCAAAAGUUCGGAGCAGAGAAUCUGGACGUCAUUACUCUCUCUGCCGACGCUCUCAUGAACACACGACCCUGGGACCUUUUCGAGAUUCUCGGUCAUGGUCUGAGUCUUCCAGGGGUGAAACACCACCCGGGCAUCUGCCACAUGUACAUUCACUUGAUGGAAAUGUCAGAAACCCCGGAAGCUGCCCUUGUGCCAGCGGACCAUCUUCGCAAUUUGGUCCCGGAUGGUGGCCAUAUGCACCACAUGCCCUCUCAUCUGGAUGUCCUUAUUGGAGACUAUCGCCGCUCGAUCGACUCCAAUAUGAAAGUAACCAUGGCCGAUGACAAGUACUACCGCCACGAGGGCGGACUGAACUUCUACAGCUUUUAUCGAAUUCAUAACUACCACUCUCUGAUCUACGCCGCUAUGAUGGCCGGGCAGUCCAAGGUCGCUCUUGAAUCAAGCGACCGCAUGGAAACUACAAUUACCGAAGAACUACUUCGAAUCAAGUCACCUCCGAUGGUGGACUGGAUGGAGUUUUUCAAAUCAGUACGAUUGCAUGUUAUGAUCCGCUUUGGUCUCUGGGAAGAAAUCAAGAAACUUGCAGUUCCGGAGGAUAAGGAUCUGUAUUGUGUGACUAUUGCUUUUACACAUUAUGCUAAAGGGGUCGCAUAUGCUGCCACUAACAAUCUAACAGCAGCGGAUAAGGAGCGUUCUCUUUAUCAGGAAGCUGCCAGACGCGUGCCUCCCACCAGACUGGACUUUCCGAAUCGGGUUGUGGACGAGUUGAAGGUUGCCACGGCAAUGUUGGAUGGUGAGAUUGAGUACCGACGUGGAAACUACCAAGUCGACUUUGAAAAGCUCCGUGAAGCUGUUUAUAACGAUGAUGACCUCUUGUACAGUGAGCCAUGGGGCUGGAUGCUCCCAGCCAGACACCCUUAUGCAGCUCUUCUUCUUGAACAAGGACAUGUGGAAGAAGCUGCCGCUAUCUAUGCACAAGACCUCGGUCUUGAUGAUAGCUUGAUCCGUGCUCACCAGCAUCGAAAUAAUGUCUGGUCGCUGAGGGGAUACCAUGUGUGUCUGAUGCGUUUGGGGCGGGGUGUCGAAGCCAAUAUUAUUGAAAAACAGUUGAAAACCGCGGCUGCAGUGGCUGAUGUUUCUGUCAUGUCAUCGUGCUUCUGCAAAACCGGCCUCGUCCAGCAAUGA
This is a messenger RNA of Penicillium argentinense, 1500 nucleotides long. RefSeq lists its product as uncharacterized. The transcript has 3 exons. Bases 1 to 1500 code for a protein of 499 amino acids. Lineage: Eukaryota; Fungi; Ascomycota; Eurotiomycetes; Eurotiales; Aspergillaceae. Gene Ontology annotation, cellular component: intracellular anatomical structure. The record is from RefSeq and is a predicted model, not a curated record.